This is a messenger RNA of Pongo pygmaeus (Bornean orangutan), 2350 nucleotides long. It is a transcript of the gene C20H19orf25, whose product is annotated as chromosome 20 C19orf25 homolog. The record is from RefSeq and is a predicted model, not a curated record. The transcript has 3 exons. NCBI's taxonomy places the organism in Eukaryota, Metazoa, Chordata, Mammalia, Primates, Hominidae. Bases 52 to 537 code for a protein of 161 amino acids.
AGAUCCGAGUCUGAAGGGCACUAUCCCUUUAAGACGGGGCGGAGCCCCGCGAUGAGCGGCGGGCCGGCGCGAGAGGAGGCCGGAAGUGUGUGUUACGUGUUCGGGGACGGGGCGGUGCUCCGACCGGAAGCGGAAGUGGCUGCAUCGCCGACGCUAGGGUUUCGGGUCCCGAGCCCAGAGAUGGGUUCCAAGGCCAAGAAGCGCGUGCUGCUGCCCACCCGCCCAGCGCCCCCCACGGUGGAGCAGAUCCUGGAGGAUGUGCGGGGUGCGCCAGCAGAGGAUCCAGUGUUCACCAUCCUGGCCUCGGAAGACCCCCCAGUUCCCUUCAGGAUGAUGGAGGAUGCGGAGGCCCCGGGAGAGCAGCUCUACCAGCAAAGCCGGGCCUACGUGGCUGCCAACCAGCGGCUGCGGCAGGCGGGCGACACGCUGAGGCAGAGGUGUGAGCUCCUGCGGCGAGCCGGAGAGGACCUGGAGCAGGAGGUGGCCCAGAUGAAGCAAGCAGCGCUACCAGCGGCCGAGGCUGCCUCCUCAGGCUGACCUCUCGGGGCCCGCAGGCCUGGGCAGCGCACAAGGUGGCCUGCGCCCGAGCUUUCCCUGGGGGUCCGUCAGCCCCAGUCUGGCAUUCACGGGAUCCCAGACCACGUGGGUGUCUGACACAGGCGCCCCUCCUGAUGCUGGGGCUGCGGUUCAUCCAUCGUCCCAUUCAUGCCAAGUUGGCGGGACCCACCCAGCUGGCUCCGUCCUGCGUGACCUGAGGGCCCACUGGGGUUCUGGAAGAGGAUAGGGACAUAACUGCUGUACUGUGAUUCUGUCCUCGGCACACAGUGGCCGUGCUCUGCAGUGGGGCCCCUGGGAGCAGGCGCCACCUCCUUCCUCCCCCGGAGUGUGGGGAUCGAGGUGUUAACUGUGAUUCCAUCCAGCGGGUACCCACCCAAUGUCAGAGCAGCCCGAGGGCCAGCAUGAGCCCGUGACCCCACUUCCUUCUGGGCUCCGGGCUCCUCCCACGAGCCAUGUUGAUCUUCACAACGACCCGGGGCCGCUGGGGUCACCCAAGAGAAGCAGCCCUGAGACGCGGCCAGGCUGGGCCCAGCUCCACGGCACGGGUGUCUCCCAGCCACUGCCCUUGCUGGAGGACUGCUGUGAGUCACUGGCCAGGAGUCCAGGGUGUCCUGGGUCUCAUAACCACCCUGCCGGCUGGAGCAGGUCCUGGGCCUGCUUCCCUGCGGGUUCUGGCCCUGGGGGAAGGGGCGUUAGUGCAGCGGAGGGUCUUGCCAAAGGCUUUUCAUCCUAAGUAGCAACUUGAGUGGAAACCUGGGCAAGGCGGCCCAGAGGCCGGGCCCUGCACAUAAACACUUUUGUGUGUGCGCUUUUGUGUGUGUCUGGCCGUCUGAAUGGUGCCUCUGUGAGCGGCUCCGUCCCGGGGCCUGGGAAGCUGGGAAGGGAUGGGUACCGGUGACCCCGGGAACCCUGCUCAGUCCUGCUGGGCACCGCACGCAGGGGCCGUCCGUCUGACCUAGAGACCUGGGGCUGCCUCGCCCUCUCUCCACACCCACAGCCAGCUUUGUUUCUUGAAUGUGGAAGAUGUUUCUUAUUCCCUGAAGAAAGGGGGGCUGCCACACACAGCCUGGGAGGCGCCUCAUCCAGAAACUGGGACUUGGCUAGCCCCGCCUGGGCCCUAGGGACUUCUCACUGGUCACACUUCUGAAGCUGCUUACCUGGCCGAGGGAGGUCCCGGGAGGGCCCCAGGGUGGAAGAUGGGGAGGGGCCAGCUCCUGCCAUCCCUUCCCGCCCUGCACUUCUGUGCUGCUUGCAGUCGAAGCUUUCCUUGUCCCCCCGCUGGGCCAGGGCUGUGCUCCCUGAAGUGGCUUUGACGUGGGGCCGUCCCAGCUCCCACAGCCCCUGUCCGCCAUUGACUCUCCCCGGUAGUGGGUGCUGUGGCUGCCCCAUCCCUGCUGUUGCACCGGCCGCAGCUCCUAGUGGCUCAUGGGUGCCCCCUGCCCCACACUGGGGCCUGCCAUAAUAACUGGCCCAGGUACCGACGCCCAGGUUGGACCCCUUGUCUGGGGUGCUGUGCACCCACUGGAGCCUGCCCUCCCUUGGGACCAGGGGGAGACUCCUGGCCUCACCCAGCGCCUCCCCUCCCCAUCUGGGUGGGGUGCCUGCAAGUAAACCCUGUGCCCCCAGUUUCUGCUUUCUGGCUCUGCUUCCAGGGACCUAACCUGGGGGGUCUCAAAUUCUGCGGCAGCACGUAGACCGAUGAACCUGCCCGCCCACAGCCCAUUUGAGGAACGGGUGAUGGCGGCAGGCAAUUCAACAGCUCGGUUUAUUAAAUGUGCGCGAGAGUCGGACA